GCACGCCAAUCAUGGCUCGAACUUGGAAGACUGGAUACCCCGCACAUCGGGAGCAAAAAGGCAAACAUGAACCAAUCCAGGGUCUCCCGGUUACCCCGACAGCAGAUCAUUGUCGCUUCAGGUCAAUCCCGAAGGAUUGACCUGCAGCACGAGGCUGAGCAGCCUUGGUGAGAGCAUGGCUCAGAAUGUGUGAUAAAAAUAUCAUAGAUUUACCUAUUAAACAUGGCGAUGCCAGCACUGAUCUUUGAAACGGACACUCUGCUCUCCUUCAAGCCCAUGAGAAAUGGAGCCAAACGCCAUGGACCAGUCGCCCUUGUCGCCCCAAUCAAUAAGCCGGCCUUGGUAUUGGCCAUUUGGCAAGCUCAAGUACGAUCAAAUACGAAAUCAUGGAAAGGAUAUUGAAGAAUAUGAACUUGGUGGGGCCUGUCAUUCUCUGGACAAAAGUAACAGUGAAUCCAAUACGUCUCUGAUAUCACAAUUCACCCUCUGUCUGCCUCAAGGUUUUGCCAAAAGAGUAGACCAGAGGGUCCGGCGAGAAGAGCGCCAGCAACGGGAAUGGGUGAUAGGUGUUCUCAUUUGCGCAUUUUGUGCUUCCAUCAUUCUAUUCUUGAACAUAUCCCUGACUAUUGCUGCGGUUGCCCUUUCUUAUUCAAAGUUUGGGGGUCAGGGAUUUACUUCUGCCAUGCUUUACCACGGAGAUUGUGACGUUUCAAAAAACUGGGUCCGUGGCCUGCAUUUGCUGAUAAACAUCUUCAGUACAAUUAUGCUAGCAGCAAGUAACUACUGCAUGCAAUGUUUAAGUUCACCAUCUCGCCAAAAUGUUGAAAGUGCCCACACUCAGCGGAAGUGGCUCCAUAUUGGUGUGCCCAGCACCAAGAAUCUGCGCUUUGUUGGCUGGAGAAGAUGUGUGCUCUGGAUUGUGUUGUUGAUAUCUUCCCUGCCAAUUCAUUUAAUUUACAAUUCUGCUGUGUUUUCUGCAUUAGGCACACAUCAAUAUGGUGUUUUCCUCGCAUCCGCAGAUUUCGAUUUUAAUCACCCACCAAAAGAUGGCCCUGAUUAUGCAGGUUGCUUUGAACAUGACUUUUCUAUGGAUACUCACGCUUUCUACUCCAAUGUAUCAAAAUUCCAAUCACUUGAUACACAGGAAUGUCUCGAUACCUAUGCUGCCGACUAUCUUGCAAAUCGAGGGACUCUCGUUCUCGUCACUAACAAUAUGACUGUGGAUAAUGGAUAUUUGCGUUGGGUCGGUAUGGGAAAUUCGCCACAGCAAUACUCGUCAAAUUCGUUUUCGUGGAUGUGUGAGAGCGAGCCGGGUUAUCCUAGCGUCACUUACGAAGUAGUAGACGAUCCAAAAAACUGUAUGAAAUAUCCUUGUUUGAAUAAUUGCCUAAACGGGCAAUGCAGAGUGGAAUGCCUUGGCGAUUGGUCCGCAUCCUCGAUACCUUGGUCAGCUCCUCUAUUGAACGAGGACCCUUCGAAUCUCAUCGAUUUCUUACAAGGGUAUCCGCAGGCAAACGAACUGCAACAAUAUCUUAAUGAUACAACUCGCUGGAAAAACAGUUCAUGGGCAAAGAAUACUGAAAUCCACGAUACGGAAUUUGCGUGUGCUCUGGAGACCGUGGACCCGUCCCCCUCUGCCGUCUCGGUCGACUAUUGCUUAAGCCAAGAAGUUGAUGAGAAAUGUCAACUGUUAUUUAGCCCUCCUAUAUGCCUCACCGUUAUUCUGUGCAACAUCAUCAAGAUUUUUUGUAUGCUCAUGACAGCACGUGAUGAUAGGAAGGAAAUAUUCUUAAGAGUUGGGGAUGCCAUAUCAUCCUUUCUCAGAAGACCUGAUAGGACUACUAAGGACAGAUGCUUAUUGUCAAGGAAGACCAUUUCUGGAAGGGGCCCAUAUAUUUGGCAGCUGGCUGAUCAAUACAGAUUACCACCUCAGCCUACAACUUUCUGGCCUCGGAGGAGAAGAUGGAAAAGCGCUACGGAUGGCUCAAAUUGGGGGUUGCUUCUCUUCUUCUGGCUUUCACUCGCUCUUGCGUCAAUUGGUUUCUUUGCAUUCGGCCUUACUGCCUUGUCGAGCAAACUUCAAUCCAUAUCAUUUCCAGCACUGUGGAAUUUGGGCUUUGGAAGUGUCACCUCGUCUACAGUAAUAAACCUUUGUGCCAGUCCCAGCAAUUGUUCGGGGAUUAUGCCAAUGGUCCUUCUUGCAAAUACCCCGCAGAUCAUUGUUUCAUUUGCAUAUUUCUUCUACAACAAAAUGUUAACCGUCAUGCUUCUUGCUGUCGAGUUCAAUGACUACGCCGCGGAACGUAAACCACUGCGUGUCUCUUGGCCGAAAGGGCACCAGCGCUCAACCUACUACCUCAGUCUCCCAUACCGGUACUGUAUUCCGCUGCUGAUUACCCACGCAAUACUACAUUGGCUAGUGUCCCAGAGCCUGUUUUUCGUGCAGGUUAUCUUAUAUGAUAUGUUUGGAAACCUAACCCCAGAACGUAUCGUUGCAUGCGGCUAUUCACCAAUGGCAAUCUUAUUUGCCCUUAUUGUCGGUGCUUCCAUGAUGAUCGUUAUUAUAGUCCUGGGAUUCAGGGACUUCAAGAACAGUAUGCCACUUGCCAGCAGUUGCAGCGCCGCGAUUAGUGCAGCAUGCCAUGCUCCGCCUGGCUGUGGCGAUGCACUCAAACCUGUUAUGUGGGGCGAAGUGUCAAAGUCCCCGGUCAAUGACAACCAUAUGGAAAUUAGCGGUCAGGAGGAUGACGGGGAAGCCACGGAUGUGUCUCGGUUAAAUUCGAGAAACCACCGCGCCGAUGAAAAUUCAGACAGCUACCAAGGGCAGGCAAAUGAGAGCCAAGCUCACUUGCUGAGUGAGAACAAUGGCGCUGGUGAAGAUAUCGGCGAGGCCAUGAAUUAUAUUGUAUCUGGGCUGGAUAUAGAGAACGAAGGCUUCUUUGAGGAAGUUACACUGGUCGAGAGCAACUGUGGAGAUGAUGGAACCACGCUUCACUCGGGUACAAGAAGCCACCGUUCCGACGAGGAAAAUCCAAACACCACUCAGAGGAAAGGUAAUAAUGCUCACUUACUGGGCGAAGAAAAUGGGUCUGAAUAUGGUCAUUGUUGCUUUUCUUCCUUAGAAGUUACUGCCCCGAGCGCUGGGAAAUUAUACAUGUGAACAUUCGGCGGUUGAAUGAACGGAUCAAUCAUUGAUGAUUGGAUAUAUGAAUAGACAUGGCGGGAAUCUGACCUUUUAUGAACAUUGAACAUGUUUGCCAUCUCUUUUGUUUCUAUUGUGUGUGUGUGUGUGUG
Messenger RNA from Aspergillus glaucus CBS 516.65, 3294 nucleotides. RefSeq lists its product as uncharacterized. The record is from RefSeq and is a predicted model, not a curated record. Lineage: Eukaryota; Fungi; Ascomycota; Eurotiomycetes; Eurotiales; Aspergillaceae. Bases 284 to 3160 code for a protein of 958 amino acids. The transcript has 5 exons.